AUGGAAGACAUUUGCCAGGCUGAAAGGGAUUUUUUAAUUGGUUUUGCUGAGAACUACAAAAGCAAAUCAGAGGCAGAUAAAGCCCGUUUGGCUGAGGAAGCCCGCAAAAAAGCCGAAGCAGAAAGGAAGAGGCAAGAAGAAUUAAGAGAAAAGCAAGAGGAGGAACGCAAAAAGCGAGAAGCCGAGGAAGCCGAACAAAAAAAAUUGGAGGAGAAAGAAAAGAACAAAAGAGAGCAGGAAAAUAAUUUUAACAAUGAAGACAAGCCAAAUUUUUCUCCGAACUCUGAUAACUCCUCUUCCCAAACUGAAAAAAAAGGCCUAAAAAUAGCCGGAAUGAAAAUGGUCCGCUUGACCCCCCAAUUAGCCGAAAUUUUUUAUCAAGAACAUAAUGCCAAGGCAUUUUUUAAAGGAAUGACCGAAUUCAUGAGUAGUUCACCAGUAGUAGUAAUUUGCCUAGAAGGUGAAAAUGCGAUAAAACUUAAUCGUGAAAUUAUGGGAGCCACUGACCCCAAGCAAGCCCGAGAGGGAACGAUUAGAAAAAUUUAUGGAGUAAGUAUCGAUAAUGCUAAUGCAGUUCAUGGUUCAGAUAGUGCUGAAGCCGCGACAAGGGAGAUAAAAUUAUUUUUCAAAGAGGAGGAAAUUUUUUCUUAA
This is a messenger RNA of Paraglomus brasilianum, 651 nucleotides long. NCBI's taxonomy places the organism in Eukaryota, Fungi, Glomeromycota, Glomeromycetes, Paraglomerales, Paraglomeraceae. The record is from the annotation of a GenBank genome assembly.